AUGGGACGAAAAGUUGUUGAUAUUGCUACAAAGAAAAGUAUUAUUCUUCUACGCGAUAGUGGUAUGUCUCAACACGAAAUUUGUCGAAGACUGAACACUUCUCGAAAUUGUAUUCGUCAAACCAUUCGCAAAUUUAAUGAACUUCAUACGGUAGCCACAAAACCUGGAGCUGGACGUCAUUCAAAACUAACAGAUCGUCAAAAACGAGCAAUUAAAUUACAACAAGUUCGUGAUGAUACUCUUUCUUUGAUUGAUCUUGUCCGGUGUGUUCAAACAAAUUUCAAGUAUUUUGAAGAUAAAACAGAUGAAGUACGUGAUCCGAUGGGUACAUUAUUUCCAUUAUGGAAAUUUCCACCAUCGUUUUCUAAUCGAUCUGUUACGGCAUUAACAUGGAAUCCAGCUUAUUCCGAUAUGUUAAUAAUUGGAUAUGGACUUUAUGAUCAAGCUGAACGAAUACAAGGUACUAUUGCUGUAUUCACAUUGAACAAUAAUCACCCAGAUACUUUAAUUCAUACUGAAAGUACUGUAUUAUCUAUUGAUUGUUUACCUUCAAAACCAUAUCUUAUAUGUGUGGGAUUAAUGGAUGGUGAUGUGAUUGUUUAUGAUAUAUCAACUCCAUCUGGUAAAGCUGUUUUUACAAAUACAUCUUACAUGUGUAAACAUUAUGGAUGUGUUUGGCAAGUUCGAUGGUGUAAUUUAUCUACUAAUCAUCAACCUCGAUUUUUUUCUAUUGGUGCUGAUGGAAAAGUGAUGCGAUGGACAUGUAUUAAAGGUGAAUUAAGACAAAUACUUUUACUUGAUUUACCAAGUGCAACGAAAGCUACACGACUUGAUGAUGGUACUCUUCUAUCGUUACCAGGUCCAGCAAUAGCAUUUGAUUUUCAUCGUAAUCGAAAAGAUAUAUUUCUUGUUGGUACAGAAGAUGGCAAGAUAUAUAAAGCAUCGACUAAUGAUCCAGGAAUUAUUGAUAUGAUAUUUGAUGCUCAUGAUUUUGCUAUUUAUUGUAUUCAAUGGAGUCCUUUUCAUCCGAAUAUUUUUGCUUCAUGUUCUGCUGAUGGAACAACAACCUAUUGGUAUUAUUUUAGUGAAUGUUUAAUGAGAUUUGAUUUAUGUACAAGUUUACAAGAUAUGUCUUGGUCACCUUAUACAUCUACUAUGUUUACUAUAGCUGGAGCAGAUGGCAAAGUCUAUAUAUUUGAUAUUCAUUCAAAUAAACUGGAACCAAUUUGUGAGCAACUAUUAGCAAAUGAAUCAGGAAAAGCAUGUACAAAAAUUGCUUUUAAUCCUAUUCAUCCAAUUUUAUUAGUUGGUGAUCAAACUGGUUGGACUAUUUGUCUUAAACUUUCACCUAAUCUUCGAAAAAAAGCAAAAAUUCGGAAAGGUGCUGAAUUUGCACAUAAUCAUGAACGUGAAUAUGAUAAACUUGCACAAGAAUUAUCUCGAACAGUAGCUGGAGAUUCAAUGAAUGAUAUUCUUAUUGAUCCAACGAAUGAUAUUGAAGAUUAA
Molecule: messenger RNA, 1506 nt
Organism: Rotaria sp. Silwood1
Lineage: Eukaryota; Metazoa; Rotifera; Eurotatoria; Philodinida; Philodinidae
Source: the annotation of a GenBank genome assembly